AUGCUGCAAAGAUUAUUGGCAAUAAUCGUUGGAAUAUUUUUGAUGUCUUCAAUAAAUUCAUCAAGUGCUGCAAAUAUUUUGGCAAUUUUUCCAACACCUUCAAUUAGUCAUCAAGUUGUUUUUCGAGCAAUUACCGAUGAACUCGAAAAUCGUGGUCACACAUUAACAAUUGUUUCGACGGAUCCAGAAAGGUUAGGUAGACGACAUCCAAAUACAACUGAAAUUGAUAUGCACUUCACUUACGAAUUUUAUAAACGUGAAUUUAAUUUUGUGAAGGUGAAGGAAGCGAAAUUGGACGAGUUGGGAAUGAUAGACAGUUGGUACCCCCUAAUAGAGCCAAUGUACAGUGAACAGUUUGAACAUCCUGAGAUUCAGAAGCUCAUACAAAGUCGGGGAAAAGUUAAAUACGAUGCAGUUAUUGUGGAGUUUAUGUUCUUUUAUCCGUGGUAUGCUAUGGCAGAGUGGUUUGAUGCGCCUUUGAUAGGAAUGACAUCUUUCGACACAUUUACAGAAAAUCAUGAAAGUUUUGGAAAUUUUGCGAAUCCAAUCGCUCAUCCGGAAAUUUAUUUUCCUUUCAUAGAAAAUUUAACGUUUAAACAACGAUAUCUUUCAUUACGUUAUUACUUCUGGUACAAUUAUUAUUACACUCCAAAGUUUCAAAAAAUUGUAGAAAAACUUAUAAAUCGUUAUCUUCCUGGUACUACAACUUCACUUGUUGAACUACGUAAUAAAGCAGAACUUCUCAUGACAAACACUCAUCCUGCAUUGGGCUUCAUUCGUCCCAUCGUUCCAACAACAAUCCAACUUGGAUUCUUACAUAUCAAACCUCCAAAACCGAUAACAGAUUUAACGAUUAGGAAUUAUUUGGACAAUUCAGAUAAACCAAUAAUUUAUAUGAGUUUGGGAUCAAACGUGAGAUCAUCGGAAGUUAAUCAGAAAUUUGUAAAUAUUUUUUUGAAUGUUUUCAAAUUUCUUCCUUAUAAUAUUUUGUGGAAAUGGGAAACUGAUGAUAUGAAAAAUAAGCCAAAUAAUGUUUUCAUACAUAAAUGGUUACCGCAAGCUGAUCUAUUAGCUCAUCCUAACAUUAAAUUAUUUAUCAUGCAAGGUGGUCAACAGAGCUUAGAAGAAGCAAUUGACAGAGGAAUUCCACUAAUUGUGAUUCCAUUUCUUGGUGAUCAAAGUGCAAAUGCACAAAGAGUGGAAAAGUUAAAGAUUGGUCUUCAUUUAGAUCUUCAUAGUUUAAAUGAGAAAAUACUGAAAGAAACGAUUGAUGAAGUGAUUUCUGGAGAUUACAGGAAAAACAUUUUAAAUCUCCGAGAUAUUGUUCAUGAUCAACCAAUGAAACCUGUGGAUAAAGCAGUUUGGUGGAUCGAAUAUUUCAUUCGUCAUAAGGGAAUGGAACACUUGAACUAUACUGGGAAAAAUGUUCCAUUUUAUCAACUUUACAUGCUUGACUUUUUGGCAAUUACGCUGUUGGGAUCAUUUCUGAUGUUUAAGAUAAUUUCCAAGAUGCUUAAAAUUGUCUUUUCAUAUCGGAAAAAUAAAUUAGAAUAA
This is a messenger RNA of Clunio marinus, 1554 nucleotides long. NCBI's taxonomy places the organism in Eukaryota, Metazoa, Arthropoda, Insecta, Diptera, Chironomidae. The record is from the annotation of a GenBank genome assembly.